Molecule: messenger RNA, 1056 nt
Organism: Arachis stenosperma
Lineage: Eukaryota; Viridiplantae; Streptophyta; Magnoliopsida; Fabales; Fabaceae
Product: copper transporter 5-like
Exons: 1
Coding region: 129-575 (148 amino acids)
Biological process (GO): intracellular copper ion homeostasis; copper ion transmembrane transport
Cellular component (GO): plasma membrane
Molecular function (GO): copper ion transmembrane transporter activity
Source: RefSeq, a predicted model, not a curated record
AAUUUCUAUUUCUAUUUAUUAUUCCUCUAUUGCUCUUCUAUUCUUCACAAUUUUUUUUUCAUUAUUCUCACUCUUCUUUGUUUUGAUAAGUUGAUUAAUUAAGUUCUAUAAAAAAAAAGAUAAAGAAGAUGAUGCAUAUGACAUUGUAUUGGGGCAAGAAGGUAACACUUCUCUUCGAUUCAUGGAAGACCGAGUCAUGGCUGAGUUACUCAAUGAGUCUACUCGCUUGCCUUGUGGUGGCUGCACUCUACCAGUAUCUCGAGAAUCGAAGGAUUCGCCUGAGAUUCGCCGGCGAGAGGAGGCUGGCACCUGUGGCGGCGGCUAUUCAGACACCACUUAUGGGGUGGAAGAUUUCAAGGGAUAAGGCGAAGUUGGGUGGGAAGUUGAUUGGAUCGGUUCUUUUUGGUGUGAAUUCUGGGAUUGGGUACUUAUUAAUGCUUGCUAUUAUGUCCUUCAAUGGUGGGGUUUUUGUGGCCAUUGUUUUGGGUCUCUCAAUUGGGUACUUGUUAUUUAGGAGCGAGGUUUUUGAAGAUGAUGUUGGUGGUAUUGGUGAUAGGAGUUGUGCUUGUGCUUAAUUUAUAAUAAUAUAGUCAAACGUAUCAAAUUAUCGAAGGUUUUUCAAAUAUCAACUUCCUAUAGAGAUAAGCAUGCGAGUUUCCAAUUUUUUUUAACGAGUAAAUGUCCUUUUCGGACCUUAAGCAUUUGCUCGAUAAACUUCUCACUCCCUAAGAAAUCUAAAAACCUAAAUCGGUCCCUAUUUAUUUUGAUAUAUGUACGUUGCAGUUACUAUCUACUUUGAGUAAAUGCCCUUUUCGGUCCAUAACCAGGAUUAAAACGUAUAUAUAUCAAAGUAAAUAGGGACCGAUUUGGGUUUUUAGAUUUUUUAAGGGUGAAAAGUCUAUCAGAUAAAUGGUUAGAGACUGGAAAGGACAUUUACUUUUUUUUAUUCGUUGAGUUUAAUCAAUCACUGUGAUUUGUGAGAUAAGAUACUUUUCUUUUCCUUUUUUGUAUUUUUUGUUGUGCUGAUGUUGAGUUAAUAAAUAAACUGUAUUGUUU